This is a messenger RNA of Brassica napus (rape), 2277 nucleotides long. RefSeq lists its product as uncharacterized. Bases 1 to 2277 code for a protein of 758 amino acids. The record is from RefSeq and is a predicted model, not a curated record. NCBI's taxonomy places the organism in Eukaryota, Viridiplantae, Streptophyta, Magnoliopsida, Brassicales, Brassicaceae. The transcript has a single exon.
AUGGAGAAUAUAGAGCGCGGCCAACCAUCGAUCGACGGAAAUACGUUUCCAUCGAGCGACGAUGAGUCGGAGGAAUCGACCGAUACGGAGUCACCAACAUCGAUCGAUACCGCCCAGCCGGAAGCAGGUAAUGAGAAAGUAGUCCAAACUGAACUAAAUGGUCAAAUGAGCAAUGAAACUAGCCAAACUAAACAGGGGACUGAAAUCCCUGUUAAGGAAAAUUCCACCUUAACUAAAAGUGAAGAUAUAAAAUUGUCCAUACAAGACUACCUUGAUCCUUGUAGGACCUAUUCCAAUAGGUCCGCUAUUAAAAUACCAGGAGACGAUACCAAGAAAUCUAAGUUUAACGCAGAUUACUACCGUAUGGUUCGUCAAAACCCAAUCUGUGGAUCCCUCCCAGAACACCCACAAGAUCAUAUUGAGACUUUGGAAGAAUUAAUACCAGAUGAAUAUGAUCAUUGCAAACUAUUCUCAUUCUCCCUAGAAGGAGAAGCCCUCAGGUGGUUGAACUGUUUAGCAACAGGAUCACUCACUUGUUGGGAAGAGAUUAGAAGAGCUUUCCUUAGAGAAUUUUUCACUGAUGAACGCUACUGGGAAGUAAGAAAACAAAUUUCUACAUUUCGCCAAGGUCCACGCGAAUCAUUUAAAAAUGCUUGGGGAAGAUUCAGAGGCUAUGAACUUGAAUGUCCCCAUCAUGGUUAUUCAGAACCACAACUUCUUAACAUCUUUUAUGGAGGUGUUAAUUUGAGCUACAAAACCACACUCGAUACAGCGAGUGAUGGAAAUUUCAUCACUAGGAAUCCCGAAGGAGCUAGACGCCUUAUCAAGAAUAUGACAACGGGAAGGUCCUAUGAAAAAAUGGAUGAAGAAAUAGAAAAAACUACAAAUCCAAAAGACAAUUCUGAUUUAUUAGAAAUUAAGAAUUCCCUUAAAUCCCUUCAUUCCUUUCUUCAAAACAAACACCGAUCUGAUAUAGCCCAGAUCGACAAAAACGCUUUGUCUGACACCGAUGUUUAUUCGGAUGAAGAAACCAACUGCUCUGAUCCUUCCUCUGUUUUUCAUGUCGAGAGCUUUACCCAAGCUUAUGACACUGCUUUAAAAUCACGUACCGGAAGAGAGAGGUUCAAUAUCAGACAAGCUCUUAUUGGCAACCGUAAGACGAAAUCGGAGUUUUACGGCAAGAUAAAUAUGGUUUACGGAGAAUUGAUGGAAAAAGCAGAUUCUUUAGGAGAACUAAUCCGAAAAUUAGAAGGUCAAGUGGCUGAGAUAGCAACUGCAAUAAAGAGAGAUGCUGGAUGUCUUCCCGGAAGGACUGAUCUAAACCCAAGACGUCAAGUCAGUGCCGUAAUGCUGCGCAGCGGGAAAAACCUCGCAGCAGGCACGAGGAAUAAUUCAGAUGUUGGAAAACCUGACGAUGCCGAUGAGACCAGGAAAAUCAACUCUCAUCCCAUUUUUCUUGACGAACUAGACCCAAAUCCAUCUCAAGACAACCGGAAAACCACAGCUGAAAAGGCUAAGGAAAAGGCAAUAGACUUAGAACUAGAAGAAGAUACGGAGAUUGAGGAUGAGAUCGAUCGACAGCAUGGAACUGACGUUGAUCGACCCAAAACACCCACCAUCGAUCAACAACCGGAGGAACCCAUCGAUCGACGGUCUACUCAACCCGAACCCAUAAUUGAAAGAGUCUGUAGAACUUUACCCCCUUUUCCUCCUAAAACGCAAACUAAGAAAUCAUUAGAGAACGCAAUCUGCAAGAAAGCCUUAGAUAGAAUUUCUGUCGAGAUGUCUCUUAGCGAUGCUAUAAAAAUAGCACCUUCAAUUAAGAAGUAUAUAAAAGAUAUGACAUCUCCAAACUAUCCAAUCGCAGAACACAGUGUGAUGAUGAUUUCAGAAGAAGUAAGUGCUAUGAUUAAAGGAGAAACUCCAACGAAGAGAUCCGAUCCUGGUAGUUUCGUCCUAGACUGUAAGAUAGAAAACACGCGUUUCCCUAGAUCACUAUGUGACCUCGGUUCUAGCGUGAACCUUAUGCCUUACUCUGUUGCUGUGAUGUUAGGAUAUAUAGAGUUUAUGCCAACUCCGAUCACCCUGGUUUUAGCUGAUAGAUCUAUUAGGGUACCCGAAGGAAUUCUCGAAGAUAUUCCCAUAAAGAUUAACGAUUGCAUCGUGCCUACGGAUUUUGUUGUGUUGAAAUACAGACAAGAACCCAAAGACCCCCUCAUUCUGGGUCGGCCUUUCCUAGCUACAGCUGGAGAUCUCAUUGACGUCAAGGAAGGAUGA